AUGAAAACAAUGAUUAAACAAAGUGUUGAACCGAACAUCACUUCAUCGCUUCCAGAUUUCUUAAAAAGUUUUAGAUUUGAAAGACUAGACUUAGGGUCGGAGCCGGCACGCAUUGGAAGUAUUAAAUGUUACGAUGAAAACACAUCCAGAGAUGAGAUAAUAUUGGAUAUAGAGAUACAUUAUGCCGGCAAUUGUGACAUUCAGGUGCGGGUAAAGGGUAUGAAAGCGGGUAUUAAAAACUUGCAAUUAUACGGUUUACUACGGGUUGAGUUGCGGCCACUACUUAAGGAUAUACCACUUUUCGGUUGCGUUUCUCUCUAUUUUCUCAACAAUCCGUCGAUUGAUUUCAAUUUGACUAAUUUGGCAGAUAUUUUAGAUAUGCCGGGAUUGAGUAAUUACUUAAGACAUGCCAUACAAGAGAAGUUGGCAGCUCUGAUGGUUUUGCCCAACAAAGUGGUUGUGCCACUCAUUGAUGGCCUGUCAAUGAAAUCAAUUAGGUUUGCGCCACCGAUUGGAGUCAUGCGGCUGGAAGUGAUUGAAGCGAAGAACUUGAAAAAGAGUGACGUCGGGAUGUUAGGUCUGGGGAAGAGUGAUCCAUACGUGCGAAUCAUAAUCGGGAGUCAAGAAUUCAGAUCUCCAGUCAUUUACAAUACAGUGAAUCCAAAGUGGAAUUACAUCUGCGAAGCAGUGGUCCAUCACUUACACGACCAGAACGUGGAGAUAGAAGUGAUGGAUGAGGACCAG
Messenger RNA from Medioppia subpectinata, 744 nucleotides. NCBI's taxonomy places the organism in Eukaryota, Metazoa, Arthropoda, Arachnida, Sarcoptiformes, Oppiidae. The record is from the annotation of a GenBank genome assembly.